AUGUCGUUCCUGUCCGUUCCUACAAAAAAGGGAAGUGAAGUGGAGUUGGUAAAACCAAUAGAACAUUACAUAAAGGGAAAUUAUGGCGCCGGUCCUGCUACAGCGUGCUCAAAGGGCCUUUCACACUUACAGAAAGUGCGGGCAAACAUUUUAACGAAGCUGAACGACAGACACGAGAGCACUGUGACUUACAUAGAAGAGUACGUUGAAUAUCUAUCCUCCAUAUUCAGUGUUUUCUCCCACCCUUAAGAUAAGGCUUUUACGCAGCAUGGAUUACACCCCCAUUCGUUCACUGUUUAAACGGAACUUCACUUGUAGAAUUUUUUAGUACAUUUAGUGCUGCGGGUCUUUGUCAACCGACUAACAACUUUCUUGUCUCCAAAGCCACCCAGUACCUGUUAUGCAGCAUUCCAGCCCCCUCGUUGUGCAGGUUUUGUUUACCAAAUUCUUUGACUGGGACGCAUAAACUCUAAACCCAUUUCAUCGUACUGGCUCAAAAAGGCAGAUACAGCUGACCGUUUCAGUAUUUCUUAGGUCCGUCUUAAUCGUAGAGUCAAACGUUCGGAUUGCGUACUGCAUAGAGAGCGUAUUUUAAAUAUAAGGGGCUUAGUCGUUCUGAAAAUCGACUUUAACCUUGAGACAUUCUUCCUGUAUUCUCGUCUACAGUAAGCUACUUCAUCCUUACUAUAGAUUUAGUCUGGUUGUUGCUCCAUCUCCGUCUCUUAUGACGAGUUCACUUUAGAAUUAAACCGCUUACUUACAUCAGAUAGGCUUUCGUCGUACCCGACCCAAUUGACUGUCUUUUAAGGGAAUUUUCAGUACAGGCGCGAAUCCGAGUCUAGGUAAGGUUGGCCGACGAGGGGUAGUAGACCAAAAAAUGGCUAUCCUGGUCUCCCUUGCCGGUACUUUCCAUCUGCAUACAGGCAGAUCCCUGACAGUCUCCAUGACUUCAGGACUUUCUUGGCAUUCGUUAGCUGGCCUGGUGAAGGAACCUUACUUCUUGACAAUCGUAUUUAUCCCUGGCCGUCCAAGGGUUGUUCGGCCAACUUAUUUGCGACUUAGAGGUGAAGGCGGGUGUGCGAAUUUUAGUUUUCACCUCAGCGCUUGUGGAUGCUUUGCUCUAAAUACCUAUAGGUUCUUUAUUUAUCUGUUUUAGGACUGGAUUAUUUUAAAAACCUUGUAGUCUUACGUGCCGAGACUCAUUGACCACUUCGUUCUUCCAUAUGCACGCAUCGAUUUCUUCCUCAUCCAACCGUUUAUCUGUUCCUAGGUACGUGGACACCCUCAUGAGCCUGGAACAGCGUAUUCCCAUGACAAAUCAAGAAGUUGCCAUACCAUUCAAAUGGUAUGACUGUUUCUGCUCUCAAUCACUCUUCUCUCGUGAUUCCAUGAGUAAGUUUAUCCGUUUGCUGGUUCGUCAUGUUCUUUUUGCGUCGCGGAUUACGCUACAGACCCCAGGACCCCAAAGUCAGUAGUAGGCGGUUUUGUCGCACCUUUCUUCCGGAGGGCCUUCCUAAACUGCCUUGUUUUGUACUUACAGAGGGUGCUGCUUGCUAACCAACUUUCCAGCCCAACUCUCUUUAUGUUACACGUCCAGAACGUCAUAUCGAUCUUUAUCCAUUAGCACCGAUAACGGUCCGAGAAGCAUCUUGCAGAGUAUUUGUCUGAAUGAAACUUUACGCCCUGUCUUUAGAACAGAAUCCUCAUUCGAUUUUAAUAUUUUUGUACACUUGAUGUGGGCCCGAUGGGUCUAGGAACACUUAUGGUGUUUCAACUCAAGAGAAUUUUUUUAUAUAUUUUCCAUCUCCCACUUAGAGGGAUAUACAGCUGGAUUCGAGCGUUGCUGCAUGAUCUUCAAUUUAGCCGCUGUUCACAGUCAGAUUGCCGCAAGCCAAAAUACUCGUGAUGACGAAGGCCUGCGUACAGCUGCCAAGUCUUUCCAGGUGAGCUCUCGUAUUCUGAAUCUGCUCUGUCUCACUAGAACUCUAAAAUGUAUGCCUUACGGGAAUUGUCAGCCCUGCCUCCCUGAAGUAGCAUUUAAUCUCAUCACGGGUUGGUUCAGAGGCUCUGACAGUCUCCUGGUGUAUAAGAGAGGAGUGAGACCGACACUGGUAAUCCAUCUCAUAGCAAAUCAGCUCAGUCCUUACUAUUAACAAGUCUGUCAUAAACCAAGACUCGUGGCUUUGAGGACUGCCAGCUCACGGUAUAACUUGGUCCUUCUCAGUACUGAGAGUCAGGCGGCAGUGGCUCCACAAUGUGGCCUUUAUAGAAGUCUUACCGACCUGAGGUGUGAACUACCCUUACAGAGACUUGGUGCAUGUAGUGGGCGACAGGCCAUGCGUGGCACGUGUUGAAUGGUUGUUUAGCCCUGUCGGCCACUGCGCCUCAACUCACCUCCGGCCGUCCUGAACCUGUAGCGCCAUCGGAGCCCGGUAGGUGAAGGAGAGUGCGGCAGAUACUGUGCAAGUCUACCGGUGCUUCGCCAAUUCCGUCAGGUACGUGGUGGGCGUCGUCACAUUCAACGACCGAGCUAUCAAGAAUAGCAUCUAGAUCAUCAUGUUUUGCUUUGAUAUUCGCCGUCUACUCGGUGACAUUCUCCCAGUGUCCCAAUCGAUUGUAAAGCUGAUUACUUCAGGUAAUUUUAACUUUUGAGCCACACGUCACGUUUACUGUACUCAAUGUCCUAAGCACUCUACUAGGUCUAGUGCAAACUUAUUGUCAUUGAUCCUCUUAAGUUGACUGAAGCCAUCUUCGGCAUUAGCGCUUCGCUUGUUUCUUUUUAUCCCCUCACCUAGAAUUCACUUGCAUGUCCAUCCCGCGAUUCAGGGUUUAUUUUAAAUGUAUUUUCCGAAAAUUCGUUUCACAGGCUGCCGCUGGGAUGUUUGAGUAUGUGAAGGUCAACCUGCCAUCUUUCUACAGCCAAUCACCAACAUGGGACAUGUGCAGUGAGUCUCUCGCCGCAUUCUCCUCAGUGAUGCUGGCCCAGGCUCAGGAAGCCAUAUUUAUCAAAGCCGAACAAGGUAAUCCGGCUCACUAGGUUUUUUAAUGCUCACUCGAUAAAAUUAAAGUUUUUCUCCGAUUGCAUCUUAUAAUCCGGCUUGGACUAAAAUCCCUAUAUGUACCGACUCUCAAAUGAUGUUUUAUCUCGACCUAUAUUGGUGUAGUCAAGGAAGUCAGUGGGUGCCAUUUCCUCGCCACCCGUUUACUCCAGUUCAGUUUAGAAUUCCAAAAUGAAUCCCUGAGGAGUCUAAGAAAGUUACUGGAACAGGUUUUGAAUGCCCGACAUUUGCGGGUAUUUUUAAUGACUAAGGCACACAACAAGCGCAUGCAAUACCCGUAGUUCGUCCUCCUGCCUGUCGUACAAUUUUUCGCCUUUGCCGAGAUUGCGUCUUAAUGCAAUUUUAGCCGUGCUGAAUGCAACGGAUCGGAUGCACGAUCCGACAGCUGCACCAGUCUGUGAUGAUUUCUCCCUUGUUACUCUACACUGUCGUCACCAUCAUUUUAGCGCACCGAACUGCUGAAAGCCCCACGGCAGAAAUGUGACAGGCUCAUUUAUUUAGGACCGUGGUCAAAAACCUCAACGCUGACAACGAAAUCGGGUUGUUAUAAUCGGCUUUUAUGCAAUCCGCUACCUAGCAGGCAACCGAAAAGUAAAACAAACGACCAUUCAUUUUUGAAAGUUUCUGUAUGCCGCUAACAAACAAUACUGAUAUAAGGGCGACCAGUUACUGAACGAUGGACAGCCUAAAGUCAGGAGUUACUAUGAGGGUCCCUUGACUGUCGCCACGCCUUUGGGUGGCAGUGGCUCACAGACAAUAAGCAACACUGCCUGUGUAAUGCAACCUUAGAAGGAGACCCUGCCUUAGUCGUCGGAAAUGACUGCAGGGGUGGCAUUUUUUACAUGUUCAGGGAGCCAAACGAAACGUGCACACGCAGCUGCUCGAACACCGGCUAACAUACGAGCACAUAAGCCCCAAAUCCCCGGUUGUAGGCGUGCAGGACGGGCCUCGAUUUGCCGCCGAGGCACAAUGCGAACCCAGCUAUUCACCCCAAGGGCCGGGCUCCAGUAUGCAGUACGAAUCGGUACGCCAACCCUCUGGCCUAUCAAGCCUCACACCAGUGCUAAACCAGACUGAUCGGGUUCGGUGAGACAGAUGUCAGGGACAGCACGAGAGCCUGCAACAAGGCUCUCCUAGAUGCUAGAUACCAUGGAAAGGGGGCCAACUAACAUCAAUACAGGUGAAAUCUUAACAGGCUGACGUAAUUGCCCGUUGACAGAGUCAAGAAGUUGCGGAUCAUACUCUAAUGACACCCUGUUUCACGAGCAGCAGCAAAAGAAGUUGCAGGAUAAUUUGGGCACGUAGCAAUUUUUUCCGCGUUUUAGUCUUUGAAAAAGACAGUGGACCAAAUUGUUGGAGAGCCAAUGUGUUUGUUCCAGUAUAUUUCUGAUUGCUCGGGCUUUUAUGACUUAUAGCAAACGUCAACAGCAUAUGACUUAGCUAAGGAAGCACAUUAAACGUCUUUAUAUAGUCAACUGGUUGCUGCCUGCCGCCUACCCACUAAAAAAUCGGGGGGGGGGGAGCGGUGUCUAUGGCGCCUAGAACGAGCCAAGUAGUAGAUGCCCUGGAGCAACACAGGGGUGCAGACGAGAGUCCGGCUGGCGUUAUCGGGAAUGCGCACCCAUAACAAAUGCAAGCACUGGGGGAUUUGGCUGCAGGCCUAAUUGUCGGCGCACGCCAUGCCAACUAGGAUCCGUACCCUCCACCCCUUCCCCCCUAUUUUUCUUGCUGUUCAAACCCUGACCAGUGCACGUUGUGAACCAGGGGAUGUGGUGGUACGCCUAUGCGUGGGUUUGCGCCAAACCAGCCACUUGCGCCCGGGGCCCAAGUGGGGGAGGAGAGCGUGUGGUAGGUGUCGCGCAAGUCUACUAUCACUAUUAACUAAUUCACGCGCAACUCACCGUCCCUGCUCUCGCCCUGUUGUUGCGCACACGGUGGACCUCGUCGGCAACGACGGUCGAACUGUCAAACGUAUUCGUCUUUUGGAAGCUGCAUGACGUGUAGGAGUCGAGACCUGCAUUGCAGUCCGAAAGUUUGGAAGCAAUCACUGCUCUAUCUGGAAGUUUUGCCUUCAUCCAACUCGCUUGAGUAUAUAUCGAUAAUUUCUGCGUACUAUAUUUGCAUAUAUUUAAUUAUUCUUUAGAAAUAUUCUGAAUGUGUAAGAUGGACUGAUCUAUGCGGCUUUGGAGGCAAACCCUCUUAUUGGUAUUUUUGGCAAAUCCUGUGAUGUUGGGCGCCUAGACGAUGUUUGUUCUUUCACAACCGUUGACUUACUUUCCUCCACUCCACAAAACUAAGCAGCAUCGAGAUCUUUUGUAAUCCCUUAUUAUCCAGCAGUAAAUAUUUCAAACCAGUUAUCUUGGCCUUAUUUGGAUGAACAGAAAUAGGUGUCUCUUGAACUUGGGACGUAACCUAGAUACAGGGCGUCAGCAAUAAGGUGGACAAUUCCACUAUGACAUGUUCGAACUUCAUCGUAGAUGCGAGAGCUGCUGCUGUGUGUGUAAGGGCUGACCCCUUUUGGUGUAUAGAAGAAUGGGACAGGAUAUACAUAAGGACGAUUCCGUAAAGCGUCCUCUAAAGUCGCGAGGGUGAAAUAUUCUUCAGUGCAGAGGGGACCUGCUUGCCUCAACCCCCUUUGGAUUCUUAUCUUUCUGCUAGCUUGUGUGAUCGCCGCACUUUUCUUAUGUUCAUUAGUCGCCCCCAUACAUCUGAAUGUGAAUAUAUGCCUGUAUGCGAAAGCAGAGACCUUUUCACUAAGCACACCGAAAAAAUCUGCCGUGGCGAAACAAAAUGAGUGGUUUUUCCAAACUUUACGUAUAGAAAUAAGAAGGAUUAGUUUGUUGAUUAAUUCAAUGUGAUUCUUACGCCUGUAUUAACUAAGGGCUCAGACAUGUUUCGCGUGUUUUGUAUCACUGCAUGACGCCGCUCCAUGCUCGCACACUGGUUUUUGAGCUCAAGCAUAGGUUUACGGCCACGGCGUGAACUCGACUCCAUUGUUAUGGCCGUGAUAUUUGAUAAGCGUUGCGAACUGUAUGUUUUCUGGCUUUGACCUCUGGCGCAUUUAUAGGGUCAUCUGCAGGUCAAUUAAGGCCAAAAUUUGCACUUAGGUAAAGAGAACGAAAAAAAACUUAUUAGGACAUCUUAAGGAAAUGCGGUUCACCCCGUGUUUUAUCUUUCGUCAGGUUUCUAGUUCGACAUGACAUAUCUCGUCUGACUUUAUGACCCUCAUCACUUUCUUCGAGUCUUUCUGAGCAAAAUGACCCUCCAGACGUUAACCGUUUUACCUCUAGCCGUCAUCCCUGUUUCAGUCUUUAUUUCAACUCACCUUAGAUGACAUGAAGGCCGGCGUUGUCGCCAAAAUUGCCAACCAGGCAGCUGCGCUUUACAAUGAAGCCCUAAAGAAUGUCUCCCUAUCUUCUCUGAGAGCCUACAUGCCCAAGGUAGGUGUAAAUUCCGUUUGAUCCCCGUGCCAGUAUGCCAAUCUGGCCAGACUGAUAUGCGGUUUUUACAUACGUGAGUAAUUUGCGGGGUUGUAGUUCCCCACUUGCCUUUUCGUUACCCAAAUUAUUAUCUCAAGUCUUAGUUUUGCUGCAGAAUGUACUUAGCUUAUUGUUUUUGCUGUCAAAAACCGGAGCACGGGGCUUUUCUUCUUCCCGGCCAGGAAUGGGCUUCUACUCUCUCGUCAAAGGCAAGUCUUAUGGAGACCUACGCGGAGUAUUAUCGUGGCGUUGCGGCAGGGGAGGAGCAGAAGUAUGGUGAGCAAAUUGCGCGAUUCUCCGUAAGUUCCAUUUGUUAAUUCGGGGUUUUGAAGCUCAUCAUCUGAUCGCACGCGUUCCGCCGAAUGGGUAAUAAUGCUUAGGAAACUAGCCGAUUCUCAUGGUCGAGCUAUUCUUUGUUGUCCCGGAAAAUGUGAAGGAAAAUCUCGAGAGGUUUACCGGCUACUCAAAGUCGUCUACUUACUUUCCUUAAGUUUCUGCAUUGUGUAAGUUGUCUAACAUCCCCUUAACUUAGGUUUACUAAAGUUCUAGGUUUUGAAGGAAAGGUGGACGUCGUCUGAGCUUAUUUUAGCACUUUCCAUGGCUAUACACCUCGUAGGAAGUCGUCAAUAUCCACCGCGCCCCUGUCUUCUUUCCGUUUAAAUUGAAUAUCCCCUUCGUUGUCGUUUUCCUUCAGAGAGCCUCCCAUUUACUGAAAAACCUGACCUCGCGCUCAGCAAGAGAUUCCGUCAAACAGUUUUCCGAAAAGGUUAAAAACGCACAUAAUACGGCCAAGAAGGACAAUGAUCUCAUCUACCACGACACAGUCCCUGACCCAAAGAGCCUGCCUCCCAUUGGCGUUGCUGUUGUGGCCAAGAAGACCCCGCUUCAGCUUCCGCUGAGUGGGAAAGCGCCGAAAGAUCGUUUUUCGUCCCUGGUCCCCAUGGCCGUGCAUUCUGCCCUCACCGCAGCCGAGGCCGUUCGUCAACAGAUGAUUUCUGUGGAGAUCGGCCGGCUCCGUGAGGCCUCAGAUGUGUGUAACAGGCAAGCGCCUUCCUUCGAGUUAACAUGCUAUCUUGAGUUUUGCAGUUGUAUGUCCCUACAAGGAGUUUACUCUGGUUGUAGACAACACAUCUGGCUACAACCCGAGAGCCUGAUAGUGCAUACGAAAUGGGUCCAGUCUGCUAGGCUUAUUGUAGGAGUCUUCUGACGCAGUGUCAUUUUGUCUUGAUGGGGUUUAGCACACUGGCCUCACUGAACCUGCCGGCAGCUGUACAGGACACCGAAAAAGAAGAAGCUCCCUCCGACUUGCUGGCAAAGGCUGCACAAGUGCGUUCUGCUGGUGGUGUGAAGGCGCUUGCCGAUUUGGCCAGUUCUCUCACAGAUGGGUCUACGCGAAACAAGGAGAUACUUGAUAACGUAAGCUCCCACUAUCCACUUUGGAUCUUGCCCCUUUUGAGGCAGGUCUCCUCAUCGCACUUAGCCCGAGUGACGGCUCUGCUUAACUUUAUGCCUCAGUUGAGAUGCUAAGUCUUUUUUGAAUAAAGGCCCCACCAAGCGCCACAGAGGCUUGUGGAAGCUGCCAAAAAUGGUCGGCCUCAUGUUUGUGUCAUAUUUGACGGAGGUUCGACCUUACGUACUGUGCGCAUCCCUCUGCCGUAACACUGCUGCAAUAGAGGUUCUCAUGUUGAUUCGAUUAUUACGUAUGCGGGGUGGCAGGUUUGGUGGUCCCCUCCAGACGUUUCUUUUUUUCAAACCGAUUUUCUCCAAUUUCAUGGCCCAUUUUGUAUUGCUUAAGAAUUGACACUUCACGUAGCAGUCACCUUCUGUUCCGUUUCAUUAUGCCCCGUGUGAAAUGCGUUUUAUGCCCUUUUUGCAGUCUGCUUAGCUCCGGGGAGAAUUAUAACCCUGGGUCGGUUCUCUGCCAAGAGUUUGGGGUUCCGGAGUUCAGUAAGCUGUUUAUUCAAUCACGAUGUGACAUGGCCAUAUGGUUACCCCGAGUUGGCCAUUUAAAGGCUGUCAGUAGUCUUUUUCGACACGCUUUCCAAGCAAAAAGCUCCCUACUUAUGCCCCUGCGUUCGAGUGCCUUUCGUUGAUGCACAUCAAACUCCUUUUCUACAAACUCUUUCGUGCUAAUAAAUCCUCUUUAUCCACAAAGAUAACUUCAACCGUCGAUGAGGAAGAAAAGACGGACAACGAUUUACGAAAGCAGUAUGGCGAUAAAUGGAAUCGUGCGCCUUCUAACAAACUCAACGCCGCCUGGCGACAGGAGAUUACCAAACACAAGGCUCUUCUCGAGCAGGUAUCCCUCAUCUCUAAAUAGCCCGUCCCUUUCUGCAUCGUCUUCUGAGUUAUCCAGUCUUUCUUCUCUUACCUCUCAGGCUAGUAUCACGGAUAAGGCACUCAUUGACCGUUAUCAUGCCAAUGAGCAUGACUUCAAGAAGCUAUGUCAAUCAGAUGAAGAAAUAAAGGAUUUGAUUCGAAAUUCAGACGAGCCUUCAUCACCUUCCUCUCCAACCGGCUCCAAGGGCCGAGAGAAACUGCGCGAACUCUGCCGCGAUAUUGAGACUAUGAAAGAUGAGCGCAAGGAAUUGCAACAACAAUUGCAAGCCCUGAAACUGCCUGAUGAAUUGCGUACGUUUCACUCCAUGUACUUUGUGCGUUUGUAUUGGUGUUUGGCCUCCAAAAUGGUUGGCGCUGUUGCGGCCGACUCAAAACAGAGCCGUCUUGGUGAAGUCAUACUCGAUUGA
Messenger RNA from Spirometra erinaceieuropaei, 9285 nucleotides. NCBI's taxonomy places the organism in Eukaryota, Metazoa, Platyhelminthes, Cestoda, Diphyllobothriidea, Diphyllobothriidae. The record is from the annotation of a GenBank genome assembly.